Ilex paraguariensis (yerba mate) is the source of this 315-nucleotide messenger RNA. The record is from the annotation of a GenBank genome assembly. NCBI's taxonomy places the organism in Eukaryota, Viridiplantae, Streptophyta, Magnoliopsida, Aquifoliales, Aquifoliaceae.
AUGGAAGACUUCGUUUUUGGCAUAUUGAAUAUUGUUACAGACUAUAAAAUCCAGUCCAUCACUUGCUUUUUUCCUUUUUUUCUCUUUCUUGCUCCUAUGAUUCUUCUUCGUUUCUUUCUCAUUGGCAUCUUUUCUCUGUAUUCACUCUCAUUCUUUCAACUCUACCGUCCUACAUCAAUUGGUAUUAGAGCCCAGCCUCAAACACAAUAUCGCUUCCCAAAUUCUGUUGAGAUUGCUCUUCAUUUUUCCAUCACCAAGCCAUUUAGGUUAGCCCUUUGCAUCUGGUUUCUUAUCAUUACACUAGUUUAUGUUUGA